AACGCUUCAACUCUCCGAGCAGCUGGUGCAGAGCAGCAGACAUUUCUCUGCUGAGUUCCUCUCACAGAUCGGGCUGUUAAGACAUACAGGCUGGAGAGAGGCCUGGGGUCCGGGCUGCUGAGGAAGCUUUCUUCCAGGAAGUCUAAUCAGCGUAACCAGCGUCCUCAACCACAAGAGGCUAAUGAAAUGGGGGGAAGUGGAGAUGACAGCGGUUCGUCGAGGCUGAGCCGUACAUUCUCUCGUCUGAGCAGACAUCAGUCCCGGGACCCUCCGAGACCUCCAGUUCAGCCGGAGAGACUUCCUGCUCAGCAAGAUGACAGGCCACCUCCUCCACCAGACCCUGAACCAGCUCCUGCUCCUCUACCUACACCUGUUGCAACACCACCUAAACGUCCAGAUAAAGCCACAAAGCCCAAACUUCCCCCCAGACCGCUGUCCAAGGUGUUCAGCAGCAAUGAGCACGGAUCUGCUGUGUUGCAGGGCUUUGAUGCUUUUCGGGCUGAUGAGACACUCUGUGAUGUCGUCUUGGUCCCUGGAGACAGCACAGACACGUUCCCCGUGCACAGAGUCAUCAUGGCUUCAUCCAGUGACUAUUUCAAGGCGAUGUUUACAGGAGGCAUGAGGGAGCAGGAGAUGAGAGAGAUCAAGCUGCAUGGAGUCACUAAGUUGGGCUUAAAGAACAUUAUAGACUUCAUUUACACAUCCACCGUCAACCUCGACAUGGUUAAUCUCCAGGAGACGCUGGAGGCGGCAAACUUCUUGCAGGUCAUGCCCGUCCUGAGCUUCUGUAAUCAGCUACUGAGCAGCGAGAUCACUAUUGAUAACUGUGGGGAGGUGGAGCGCAUCGCCACAGACCUGCUUCUGAAGGACCUCCAGCUGAAUAUAGGUGAAUUUGUGCGACAGAACCUCUCAGCGUUGGUAGAGUGCGGCCGCUACCUCCAGCUAUCUGAAACCAGCAUGGCCAACGCUCUGUCCAAAAACUCCCUGCAGGGUUUCUCUGAGUUGGAGCUUUACCACAUCGCCAAAGGAUGGUUGGAGUAUGACUACCCCAACCGCCGCUCCUCUGUCUACGGCUUGAUGCGCCACAUUCGCUUCCCACUGAUGAGCCCCAGCGAUCUGAUUCAGAUCUCCCAGGACGAUGAAGAAGGAGCAGAGUCCAUGAUGCGCUCGGACACGGCCUGUGUGAACCUGCUGCUGGAGGCCAGCAACUACCAGAUGAUGCCUUUCAUGCAACCAGCCCUGCAGACCGAGCGGACUCAGAUACGUUCAGACGACACACACAUCCUGGCACUCGGAGGUGUGAUGCGACAACAGCUGGUGGUGAGCCGGGAGCUGAGGCUGUAUGACGAGAAGAGCGGCAUUUGGAGGGCCCUGAAGCCCAUGGAGGUCCCACGGUACCAGCAUGGCGUGGCUCUGCUUGGAGGUUUCCUCUUUAUUGUUGGAGGUCAGAGCAACUGCACUACACACUCUUCAGGAAGUUCAAACUGCAUGUGUUGA
This is a messenger RNA of Notothenia coriiceps (black rockcod), 1497 nucleotides long. Its product is annotated as kelch-like protein 13. Lineage: Eukaryota; Metazoa; Chordata; Actinopteri; Perciformes; Nototheniidae. The record is from RefSeq and is a predicted model, not a curated record. Gene Ontology annotation, cellular component: Cul3-RING ubiquitin ligase complex. Gene Ontology annotation, molecular function: ubiquitin-protein transferase activity; cullin family protein binding. Gene Ontology annotation, biological process: regulation of cytokinesis; protein ubiquitination. Bases 187 to 1497 code for a protein of 436 amino acids. The transcript is spliced from 8 exons.